CAGAUUUCUUUUUACGUUUUUAUUAUUUCAGAAAUAAAGGAUGCAAGCGCGACGAAAUUUAGUUAUGGAACAUAAUGUAUAAACACGCGCUACGGCGCAAUAGCCAUGACGAGAACUGAUAAUAUGCCGGGGGGAUCAACCUGGAGAAAAGAGCCGACAACCGGCUCAAGAAAAGACUCCGGCAGUAGCCGGAAAGAUAACAGAAGCUCCCGGAAGGAUGGAUACGCCGGAAGUGGAUCAGGGGCGUGGCGGAAAAGAUCCCCGCCCUCCCCGUCUUCCUCGCAGGAGGAUACGGAGGAGGGCGGCAGAUCAUACAGAUCUGCAUUUGAAACGAAUCCAGAAAACCGACGAGCCUAUAGUCCUGUGGCAGAAACGUUGUUCCGAAAGGAUUUAAUUUCCGCAAUGAAGCUUCCGGAUAAUGAACCCCUGGGUGCAGAGGAUUUCUGGACUGUACAGGACACAUGGAAGCAGGAGUGGGAGAAGGGGGUUCAGGUUCCCGUGAAACCUGAUGGUCUGCCUGAGCCCCAGGUUAGCCUGGUUCCCCUCUCAACUAACCGGGAGAGGUUUGGUUUACCUAGAAAACUAAUCUGUAUGAACGCUAGUGGGUCCUAUACAGCAGAAACUCAUCAGGUGACUCCUAUGGUGCUGAGAGCUGAGCAGGUGUGUGGGUAUGACCUAGACGAUGUUGAUCAAAGAUGGCUCAGCAAUCUGAACGGAGAGCGUGUACUAAUGGGACAAUCCUUGCUUACAGAAAACGAGAUGGAGCAAACGAUCGAGGAGUUAGAGCGUCAGUGCAGGGAUAAAAUAAACUCGUCUCUACGAAGCUCCGAGGAUACACAAAUCCAGCAGGAUGACUCCAUCAUCUGCGACGUUUGUAGAUCGCCGGACUCUGAGGAAACUAAUGAGAUGGUAUUCUGUGAUCAGUGCAACAUUUGCGUACACCAGGCCUGUUAUGGUAUAAUGUCUAUCCCUGACGGCCCCUGGUUAUGUAGAACCUGUAGUUUAGGGAUUAAACCUCCUUGCCAGCUCUGCCCUAAUAAGGGUGGUGCCAUGAAGAGUACGCGCAGUGGACAAAAAUGGGCGCACGUUUCCUGUGCGCUCUGGAUUCCCGAGGUUUCUAUUGGGUGCGUGGAGAAAAUGGAGCCUAUUACAAAAAUAUCAAGUAUACCGCAAUCCCGGUGGUCCCUUGUGUGUGUGUUGUGUAAGGAGAAGACGGGGUCCUGUAUACAGUGCAGCGUGAAGACCUGUAAGACCGCGUACCACGUCACCUGCGCGUUCAGGCACAAUCUAGAGAUGCGCGCAAUCAUUGAUGAUGAAAAUUCAGAGGACGGUGUUAAACUUAGAUCCUACUGUCAGAAGCACAGCUUGAACAGUAAGAAAACCGAUGAUUCCGACUCCGAGAGCGGAUCUAGGAAGCAGAAUUUGUCACCGGAAGAUCGGAGGAAAAAGAUUGCUAGGUUUGAACGCGAGUUCUUUAAGUUGGUUGAUAUAAGUACUGCUGCGACUAAAGUUGAGUUAAGCCUGGAGUUGGUUGAUUUUAUCUACCGCUACUGGAUCCUAAAGAGGAGGGCCGGGGGGAACAAGGCCCUCCUGGUCCCUAGAGGGGAGGAGGAGUCCCUCUCCAGUGUUAAGGGUGAGGAUACGGAGCGGGAUAAGAUGAAGAUGUUGGUUGGGAUUCGUCAGGAUCUUGAAAGAGUUCGGAAUCUUGCAUACAUGGUAUCUCGGAGGGAAAAGUUAAGCCGGGGUUAUGUCAAGCUCAAGGAGCAGAUUCUAGAACGGCAGCUGGCCUUGAUAUCAGACGAGGAUCCUGCUAACCAGAUGACCCUCAUGGAGAUGUCGGCAGUCCUGGAAGCUAACCAUGGUCCAACCAUUUAUGACAAAACCUACUCUCAUGAAGAUUCAGAACAACAUUCCUAUGAGGAUUUUGAGGCAAUUAUUUCCCGGAUAUCUGGUGAGAUUAACGAGGGCAGUGCGCAAAUCCGACGAGACAAUCCAGUGCGGAAAAGAUCGACGGAAUCUACUGCUUCUAUUAAACCUGAGUUGAGAUAUGAACGAAUUUUCUCUGACACCAGUCAGUCCGAGUCGGAUGACAGCUUUAUACAAAAUGUGAAACCCUUAAACUCAAGACGAUCCAAUCUUUCCAAAAAAUCUCAUAAGGAUAUUAAAAAGAAACCUAUAGGCAAAAAAUCCAGUAAGUCAAGCAAGUUACUCAACCACACCGACUCAUCAAUCUCAAGCUCAGAGGAGGAAGCAGAACUGAAGAAACUCUCUCCCCGAAAAGAACUUAAUAAAAGUGCUAGCAAGACCAAGACUAUAUAUAGUGAGAGUGAAAGUGAUCAUGAUCUUCAGCCCAAGGGGCGAGGUAGGGGUACAAAGUCCAAAAAAUCAGCAAAAGAUUCUUUGCGUUUGAACAAUGAAAGUUUGGGGGAAUGGAGGGAUUCGGAGGACACACAAAACUCUAUGGACCGGCCCAGAUCUCCUGUUUUUAGGACAAAGGCAGCCAUGAAGGAAUUCUCGUUGCCAGAACUUUCGCGAGCCAAAGAGUCAUCCCGGAUAGGUAGCAAAUCCAAUGAUGAUGUUCUGAAAAAAUCUUCUAAAUUAAAGCUAGCCAGAGAUUCAUCACACUCAGAAACUGAGCCCAUGGACGUUGAUGAUAAACCCCCCAUUAUGCUAGUCCCUCAAAGAUCUGCAGCAAGGAAAGCAUCACAGAAACUGAACAAAAAAGAAACUGAAGAUUUAAAGAAAGGUGGGCGGGGAGUGAAAACAUCUGAGCUUUUUGGGGAUUCAGAAUCAGAUGUGGAGAUACUGAAGUCAGGAUCUCCAUUGAAACCCAGGGAUGUGAGAAAGAGUCCUAGAGUUAAACAUGGUGCUAACACGUCUUACAACUCAGACCUUUCUGAAGAUGAGUCCAGUAAACCUGUCUAUUCUAAAAAAGAUGAAGAACUGAAGUCAAAACAGAAUCAAAAAUCCAAAUUUUCCAAGGCUUCCCUAGCUUCCUCUUUACAUGCCCUCUCAGAGUCUGACGAGGAUGUAUUUGCCUUCCCAAAAGAUAAGGAUGUUAGACCAUCUAAGAAAUCAAAGAACAAAAAAAUUGCUUCCUCUGCUGGAGAGUCUGAGUUUGACUCUCUGUUUGACACUGAUAUCAGGCCACCAAGUGGACCGGACUCAGAGUCUGACAAAGAGUUCCUCAACAAGAAAAGAGAGUUUGAUGACUUUGAAAAUCCUGAAAUGUUCUCUUUUGUACCGCAAAGAAAAGCUGCUAAGAAAGCAAGUGCACAACUUCGAGAGCAGGACAUGUGGAAGAAAUCCCAACAGGAAGCUCUUCUUGCAAGCGCAUUACAGGCAAAAAUGGAGAAGGCUGAUCCAACUCGAAAACUUGUUAAAGUUAGCAAGAAAUCUAAAAAAUCACAAUCAGACUCAGAAUCUGAACUCUUUAAACGGCGAACUAGAUCAUCCGACAGUUCUGUGAGCUCAGGAUCAGAGUCAGACUCAGAUGCAGGAAAAAGUCAGAGGGGAAGGGGGAAAAGUCCAAAGGGAAAGAAGCCUGGAAAGACUCAAUCACCAAGACCAAGUAAGCCAGUUGUGAAGAGACAGAGAAGCAAGAAGAGUCCAAGGGCUGCUCCAGAUGGAGCUAUUUCAUCUUCCAAAGCUCUGGAAUAUCUUAGCCAACGAGAAUCUCAAAUAUCUAAUAUUCUUGGCUCUCUCACCAAAGAGGACAAGGAGGAGAUUGAUAAAGCUGGAAAGGAUCCGCCUGAUAAGAAGCUUAAAACUUCCGAAGGGCGGCCUGAAGGCGUUCAGUCUCCGCCCAGUUCUUCAAAGACUUCAUCUGACUCGGAAUCAGAUACAGACACUGACGACAGUGUCAUCCAAAGACUCAAGUCGGACAAUACAAGUGACAAACAACUUGAGCCUCUUGCAAGACUCCCUUCAGACAUCCUCAGACCCAUUGAGUCAGGUGUUGAGUCCAAAGAAGCUAAUGAUACACCAUCUCGAAGAGGGAGAGGAGAUAUCAGUGAUUCCUCAGUGGACCGACACACGGGGAGAAGCAGAGGAUUUGGAGAGGAAAAUUUCACCGGUGAUCAUUCCAUCUUUGACCCAAGUUCCAGAGCGUCGCCCUCUCAGAGUGUCCAACUCCAACAGCCCGGUCCGAGGGAAGAUACACCAAAAAAGAGUAUCUUCAGUCCUGACAGAAGCCCACCAAGAGAUGAGAUCAGUGAGAGGUUGUCGCCUGCUGCCUUUGGACCCGGAGAACAUGAGUCCACCAGCCAAAAAGAGAAUGAAAGCCCAUCUCAAUGGGGGUCCCCGAGGGGUAGAAAACAACCCGAAACUAGGUCGCCUCGCAUCUCAAGCUCAUCAAGAGAAAAAGUACGGGACAUACUCACUCAGACAAAGUCCCCUACCAAAAGUCCGGCAUUGAACAGGUCUUUAGAUAGUUCUUUGAACAGAUCCAUAGAGUCAACUCACAACAAUAGCCCCCUUCCCAACCUACUUAAGUCACCAAUAGGUAUGUCGCCUUCUCUUUCUACAAAAGACAUACACAAUAAAUCUCAUGAAGAUAAGACUGCUGCUGAUAUUUUUAAACCUGCACUAAAUAAAUCAGACAAUGAACCUGAAGAAGAGAUUGGAACUGGUAGAAAAUUUAGUGUUGAAUCCAAGGAUUCUGAUGCUGAUAGUGCUAAAUCCUCCUUGACUGAUGGUAAUGGACUCCUCCAAGAUAUCAGCAAAGAAGACUCAACAGACACACUAGAGUUUACUGACAAACUAAGUGAUACUAGCCUGAAAAUUGGAACUCAGAAAGGGGUGCAUCAAACCAAGACAGAUGAAGGAUAUGUUAGUGCUGAGAAACCGGUGGCAGUUCAACCUUCACCAGUGUUUGAGAACAAUAUUCAUGAUUCUAUUCGUAGAAAAGAUAUUCAACCUAGCCUUGACAACAUUGUUAGUAGUUUGGAGAAAAGCUCUGCGAUGGCACAGAAAGAUAGUUUUGAUUUUGGCCUAAAGCCUCAAAACCCUGUUCCAGAUCACAGCAAAGCAUUUCAACCAUCAGCUCUUCAGCAGCUCUCUCAGGAGCAGCAAAUGCAAUUUCUAGCAGCAGACAAGCCUAAAGACGACCUUUCAACAUUCUACAACCAAACCUCCUCCACUGGUCACAAAACUAACAACUCUAUGUCUUCAUCCGACCUUCAGCAGUACUUUCAGCAACAACAGCUUCAACAGCAGAUGUUGCAAGAUCCUAGAUCAUGGCCUCAGUACAAUCAAGAGCAGCAGAAGCAGAAGCAGGACCUUGAUACGUUUGGGAAACCAGAUAAGAAGAACACAGAUGCCUUGGUGAAUCAUCAACAGCAAUUGUACAACGAAGCAUUACUCAAUCAGAUGUUUACCAUGCAGAGCAAAUCCCAACAAGUUGCUUACGCUCAGCAAUAUGUCAAGGAGUUGGCCGGGUUUGGUUUAAACCAGAACCUUGAUCUGUAUACACAGGCUCAAGCACAUCAACUUCACUAUCAAUCAUACCUUCAAGCAGCAUACGGAAAGAAGAUGCAGAACGAUAUUCUCAAUGCUGCUUGGCAGGAGCAGAUGGCAGGUUGGAGUCCAUACACUCAAGGGGUGAACAAGAUAUCAGAGUUGGAAAAGAUGUCCCGAAACAGUCUCUCAGAUCUAGAAAAGAUUACCCGGGAGCAGAACAAGGAAAAGAUGAAACAGCCAAGCUUGUCUCUGGUUCAGCAGAAGAUGCAAGAAUCCAGGAGGGAUCAACCAUCCUACAUGGAUCAACUGCGCCCUCAUCAGGACCAACGUUCUUUCCAAGAGCAGAUGCGAACGCAGGAGAAGCGCGCUCAAUCAGAAUCAGUGCGUCAGGACGAUUCAUCCAAAUACUCUCAUCCUGGAAGUCAGGUUUCCUUUUUAAAUGAUCCAAAAUCCAGGAUUGAUCCAACCCGCUCACACCUGGAUGCUUUGGCCCAGUUUGGAAUGAUCAAAACAGACAAGUCUCCUGAUAAAUCCAAGGCUGGAAGAUCAUCUCAGGAUCAUUUACCUCCAGACAUGCGUCAAAGAUCCCACCAGGAUCAGAAGCAUCAACAAGAAUUGAAGAAGCACUCUGAUCCAUUUAGAAAUCAGUUCAACAUUGGGUCGUACAUGGAUAGUACCAACCAGGACCAACAAAUGCAGUACACAUCAGUGCAGAAGAGCCGCCCUGUGUCGCCAAGGCAUGAGAAGCAAAACCUCUCAUCUUGUAGGAUGGAACCACAAAAGGUGGCCGAACCUGUGUAUGGAAUACCCUCUGCUACUCCAGCAGAUAAGCUCCCAGGGUUUGUUCACUCAGUCGCUCACUCUAGAGAACAGAAGCGACAGAGCCAAGAAGGAGCUAAUGAGUAUGUUGAACCCGUGAAAGAACAGAAGAAAGGUCGAGAUACCCCUGCAUCUGUAGCAGGUUCUGAUGCAUCACUUAACUCAGCUCCAAGCGGGAUUCCUAAUGAGCUUCUUGACUCUGUUCUAGAAACUGCUAAGUUACCGGUUUGGAAACCCCCUGAUAAAAGUGAUGUGAAGAUCUCAAGUCCUGCUAAACCACCCCAGGCCUCUCCUCCUAAACCUCCACCAGUGAUUUCUGAACGUGAUACCAUCUCUCUUGAGGAAUUAGUCAAGCAUAUUGAUGCAUCCCCAAGUCCCAGAGAUAACAGGAUAGAAAAGUUGUCUUCCAUUCCUCCAUAUCUGACCUCACCUCAGUCAGUAAAAUCUUCGACACAUGAGAAGACUGAGUCAGGAAGUACUACAGCUCAACUUCUCUACUCAAAUAUUCCCGGUCUCAUGGGGGCUAAUAUAGCCCAGUCAGAUAAGGAAAUGUCAGAAGCAGACAGAUCAGAUUAUGACAAUGAUCAGCAUGACAAAGGCGGUGUUGAUUAUGAUGAUGAUGAGGAAGAUGAGGAUGAUCUUCCCCUCGGAAAUAGGAUAAAAGGGCUGGACUCGAGCAGUCAGAAAGUUUCAAAUGAAAUGGAUAUUUCUUCCUGGAAAUCAGAUGCUACAGAUUCCAAACCAGUUAAAGCAAAACCUGAAGCAACUGAAGAAAUUAAGCCAAAGCAAGCUGUUACGAAGAGAGGUACCAAAGUUCCUUGUUAUAAAGAAGAACCAGAGUUACCAGUGGUAGAGAAAGCAUCUGAAGUUUUAACAAAAAGAGGAACCAAAGUUCCUUGCUAUAAGGAGAAGGAGGUUGAAGAGAGUUCUCCUGCGCGGAUUCCUCUGGUAAAGAAAGUGUUAACACCAAUAACUAAAGGAAAGGCUAAGGGUAGAGGAGGAGCAAGAAUGUUCUCUAGAAAUAAGGGACCCAAAUAUGAUCAGAAAGCGUUUGAAAAAGUACACAAAAAUCUUGUUGGAACUGACUUUGACUUUGAAGACGAAUUUGAUGAUGAUAGUGGAUUUACACCCAAGGAAGAGGUACCCGGUUCAUUGAGAGAUUUCCGGGAACAAACCAAGAGUAAGAAAUCAAAUGAUUCAUUUGAUUUUGAUGAUCCAGACAAUUCUGGUCUAACCCAAAUGCCUCCAGUUCAGCUUGAACCUGAAGAGGAGGAUUUGAAAUUGUCUCUUAGAACAAAGAUUGGUGUGAAAGGAAAAUCAAGGGCAAAAAGUACCAAGAACCUUGUAGAAAAAGAACCUGAAGUGAAACCCAAAAUCAUUCCGUUGAAGAUCAAAAAGAUUACAGAGAGGAAAGAAGAAAAGCCUAAAAUUCCAAAGCUUAAGAUCAAGUUUGGUGCAAGAACAGAAUCGCCAUUGGAAGCUGAGGUUGGGGUUAAAAAUAAGAAAGUUCAAGAAGCUUCAGAAGAGUCCUCUGUUCCUCCAAUAAAGUUGAAGAUCCCCACUCUAAAGAUCAAGUUACCUCCCAAGCCUGAAGAUUUAGCAAAGGUUGCUGAGGAAGAACCUGAAAACAGGGAACUACCUCAAGAUCUGGACAUGGAACCUCCUGUGCUCAUUAUAAGAUCUACUCCCAAAUCCCCUAGGUCUCCGGCCAAGAGUAAAUCAACACCAGUGUAUCAUCCCACCUCUUACCCUGGAGAUGAUUUAGAUGAUGUUGAGCCUCCUAAGCAAGAUUUCUCUCUUGAAAGUCUAAAAUCAGAUUUUGUCAAAUCUAGUCCUAAACUUAAUCUAACUAAAUCUCCUGCUGCUACCCCACCAACAGCAGUUGGGAAUCUAGAUCCCUACUUGGCAAAUGUUACCUCUGAAAUAUCUCCAAAGAAAACCAAGGGAUAUAUAGACAUGCUGGCAAGCAACCUCAUGGCUAAGAAACAAUCUAACACACUACCUAAGCCAAGUGAGUUCCCUAUGGACAAGGCUAAUGAGCUGGCAGCUAUUUUUGGCCCUGAGGAACCUUUGCCAGUGAAUAUGGGAGCAGAGAGUGAGAUUAUUGCAGCUGUAGCAGAUAGAUCAGAGGAUGGACCCUCUGAGUUAGAUCUGUUAACCCUGGAACUGAAGAAAUUAGAAAAAGAGAAACUACCGAAGGAAGAUGAGGAGAAGAAGGACGAGAGAAGAUCUACGGUUGAAGAGGUGCCACGUCCUGAAUACAUCCCUGAGAGGCAUGAGGAGGAAAACCACCAUCAUCAUCAUCUUAAGUACAAAUUUAAACCUUCCGCCACAGAUUUCAGUCGUAACACAACCUCUCCUGGUCCCAACACUCCUGUUAAGAUCAGUAUUGUCCCACCCAACAGUGAUGUAGGACAGCGAAGAAUGAGGAAAAAGGAGUUGCUCAACUCUUACUUUGGUAUUGAGACCCCUGCUCAACCUGCACCCCAAACUCAUCCUGUUGCAAAUGGACCUGUUUACCAUGCUGAGACACCUAAGGAACCCUUCAAGAUGAAUAUUAUUAAAAUUCCUAAGGCUGUUGCUAGUGUAACGAGUGUUCCAACCAGGGCAGAUUACCAAUCUCAGAUGGAGGCAAACAUGGAAAGGAAAAGAAAGCGUGAAGGGAAAGAGGAACCCAAGGUAAAGGGACAGAAAAAGGGAAAAGGAAAGCAGAAUAAGAACGAGGAGGAUGUUUACAAACCAAAGCUUAAGAAAUCCCAAGAAAUUGUAUUGGAACCUAGUAAUGAGAAAGGAGAGGUAAGAAGGACGAGGGGAAUGCCUCCGAAGAAAUGUCUCCUAGAAGAUUCUCCCGAGCGUGAAGAACCCCUAGACUCCUUUAAGAAAUCCAACAUGAGGUUCGCCGAGGAAAUGUUGAAAAACUUUGAUUCCAAACCGGCGGAUAAGGAGCGGAGAAAGAAGGAUAAGAAGAGGAGACGGGAGGAGGAGGAUAAAGAACAACCCAACACGAAAACUCCCCGUAUUGUUAUUAAAUUUAGUAAGACGAAAGAUCAGCAGCCUAAGCCUCCUGGCCCUGACAAUAAUGGCCUAGCUAAAUCGGAUUCUGCUUUGGAGGGAGGAGGACAUUCAUUCACAAAACUGAAGAUUAAGUCUCCAGUGAAGUGAUCUAAUGCAUAAGUUUGGGUGCCAUGUUAAAACUAGUGCAUAGGCCCCAACUCUCAGAUAUACCCGUCAGAUAUAGCCGCUGCAAAUAAUAUAUUAUAUACAUAUAAUCACUACUAGAAACUGAACUUUUAAAGUUUUCUUAAUUCCAUCAAUAUUAUUAUAUAAAUUAGGUUUUAUUAUUAUUAUUAUUAUUGCGUCGUCAGAUCUUCUAUAUUAACCUAUCUAAUAUGUAUUCAAAUGUAAUUUCCAUAUCAAGUUAAAGAUGGGUUGAAAAAAUACAAAAAAUGCAGUAUUUUGUCCCAUCUUUUUAAGACUGUUUUUUUAACCUUUGAGGACUCACCUUGCAGCUCUAUCUUGCUCAACCCUUGUGUACAUCGUGCACCCCUACUAUUCAAAAUUUUGCAUUUUUUGCUAAUCUUUGUUUUUUCUUUCCUUGGUAAAUAUAAUAUUAAUUAUCCCUUCCAAUGCACUAACUGGGAUAUAUAAUCCUGGUAUUUAUAAAUAUUAUGUAUUCGUACCUGAGUUUUAUUGAUUAGAAUACGCGGGGGGUGGGGCGGGGUGUUUGGACCCCCCCUUCUCCUUACCUCUCUGUUUUAUACAUAAUAGAUAGAAAAUACUCGGAUAUUAGUGAAACAAAUGAAUUAAACUGUUGACCCCUGGCCACGACGCCAUUGGAUUCUUGUAUGCAUUCAAUCGGAAUAAAUUGUUGAUUGUUUUCCCAUA
Molecule: messenger RNA, 10164 nt
Organism: Eurytemora carolleeae
Lineage: Eukaryota; Metazoa; Arthropoda; Copepoda; Calanoida; Temoridae
Gene: rno
Product: PHD finger protein rhinoceros
Exons: 16
Coding region: 106-9441 (3111 amino acids)
Biological process (GO): regulation of transcription by RNA polymerase II
Source: RefSeq, a predicted model, not a curated record